UCAUGGAUACACGUAUAGCUCUGUGUGAGCAUCCACGUUCACAACACAGAGCAGACAUGUGUUUUUUCAGGAUGGGAUGGCAUCAGAGGUUCACCAUGUUGUGUUUGAUGUUUGUCUGGAUUUCAGCAGCAUCAUUUAUCUCUUCCGUCAAGGCCAUCACCGUGUUCGAAGGGGCACUCGUUCUUUUCCCAGUGGAUACAACCACUGGACAGGACUUCAGUGUAAUUCAGUGGAGAUUCAGUCAGACCAGCCGACUGCUAGCCAUGCUAACCAUCUCAGGAGGGAAUAAGACAUUCGACAGCAGAUUCCAGAUCACAGGGAAUGGGUCCUUAGUACUUGAAGAUGCCCAAUCUCAGGAUGCAGGAGAUUACAUCUGUGACAUCAUCCUUUUGAAUGGAACUAUUCAAAGGAAUACAGUGAACCUGCAAGUUCAGCCGAACAAUAUCACUCAGGGCCCAGAUGCUAAGGAGGGUAACUCCGUCUGGACAGUCGUCAUCAUCAUAACAUGCUCAGCAGCUGUGGUCUUCCUUGUGGGCAUAACAGCAGGAAUUAUCUACAGAUGCAGAAAGACUGAUGAAGCCAUUUAUGUUAACACAGUCUACAAAAAGGACAAGAGGUCAACGUUGCCAUGACCACCGACGGCAAGACUCUUCCAGAGUUGCCACUGGGCUGAAAAUUUGAGAGUAGUUAUGUAGCCUAACUGCAGGAAGGCAGUUGCUAAAUUACAACUUUUGGAAACAGUUUCUGAAACAUUGGUGCUGUUGCCUCAGUCCGUUUCCGGGACUUAAUCUGAGAGACUGGGAGCAUGCAUGAAUUGGAUGGAUUUCGACUUGUGCUUGAGCUCUUAAUCAACCUAAUAUUGCCAUAUUGAUAAUCUUGCACCAAAAGGAGCAUUCUGGACAUUUUUCGAUCUUUUGGAAAAAAAAGUUGCCAACAGCUAGGCCUACAGCAGCCGCAGGCAGCUGUGCUACACUCUAGCUUGAAUGCAAGGAUCACAGAAUAUAAACCUACAGUAUAAACUGCAGAGGCCUGCUCAGGUCUGUUCAGACACUCAGCCAUUGGUCAAAUCAUUCGCUCAGUAAAGCUAUCCAGUCAGUGGAACACUAUUCCUGUUAGAGAAAGGUGUUAUAUUUAAUGUUUGUCUCGUGCCAUCUACUAUGUAUUUUGAUGUACAGUGCUGUGAAAAAGUUUUUGCCCCCUUUCUGAUUUCCUCUAUUUUGCAUAUUUGUUACACUAACAUGUUUCAGAUAGUGAAACUAAUUUUAAUAUUAGACUAAGAUAACCUGAGUAAACACAAAAUGCCGUUUUUAAAUGACGAUUUUUAUCAGGAUUUGUUUGUGCCACCUUAGUGGCCAUUCUCUGUAUUACUUUGUGUUUGUGUUUCCCGCCUUUGUGCCAUGUUCUUAUGCUGUGUUCGAGUGCAAUGGGACGUGGGACUUAUCCUACCUGAAGUGUAUAGCUCCUACUUUAAAGCGUUCCAGGUAAUUGAAGUGGAAUGUACACAGAAAGCAUGGACGCACUGGGUAACAUUGGUUGACACAUAGCGGUCUUCUAAGUAAAACAUGUUCACCAACUGUUCUGGAGCCGUAAAAGUCGUAACACAAAAGAUCCGUAAAUUGCGUUGAGUGUUGCUGGUGAAAUACUGUAGGUUCUCCAUAGACUCUCUCAUUAUAUUGUGCUUUUUAUUAGGGACAACCUGAACCUGAACACGGGACACUACAGGUGAAUAGGGGAACAUUUUAAACUUAAAGAUAUCUUCAUGAAACUUUACCAGUUGAAUACUCACAUAAAUAGGAGAAAAAAAUGUAUUGCAAGUUUUCUUUAAUCUAAUGUUUAAAUAUGCUAAUUAGGCUAUAUCUCAUUAAAUAUGCGCUAAUUUGCAUAUAUUUUGAUGCGAAGGAUCUGACCAUUGGAAAAAGCCAGGUUGAAAAUUAUUUUUUUGUUGUGUUAAUAUAUCAAAUAAAUUAUUUAUGAAUAUCUUCUUUUGUUUUCCAGAAAAUCAGAAAAUACUGCCAAUUGGCUUAAAAAAUGGAUUUUCGCCCUAUUUUUAGGCAUAAGAAGUCAUAUAAAUCAGGUCAAGAAUGCUAUAUCAACAAAUCCCUCUGUAAAUAUCUUCCAAAUAUAGUUAGGAAUAAGACAGGAAAGUUUGGUGUAUGUAGGUGCUGCAGAAGUGGAGAUGCUUUGCAUGGCGUGUGGGGAAAAACUCGUUUUGAGAAAACAGCCUUGAAACACAGCCAAUGAAAUGCGUUCUCAGCUUAGACUCGUCUUUGAACUUUCGCGAUUGGUUCCUAAUACAAAGGAAAUGCCCAUAUUUGGAUCGCAUAGCGUCUUGUAGGAGAAACAGGGCUUUCCAACGGUGUCAAACACGAUAUGAUUUGGAUCACGGUCACGGUAGUACAUGACACUUUAGAAUGGGAACUUUUGGUAAAAUUAGGAUAAAUAUAUAGGCGCGAGUAGACAAAAUGUCAUGAAAUAAACACUUAAAUGUGCAAAUCGGACUUUGUUGUUGUAGUAGGGUGGUAGAGUACAUGCUAAGGUAGCAAACUAGCACAAAAUCUCGAAAUUGACUGAUGCUAAAAAAACGAUGUUUUCACCUGUAGUGUCUCGCCUUAAUGACUUGGCAUGACUGGUAAAGGUUGGUAUUAGACAGAGCUUGUGUAAGGCAGAGAAGGCAGAGAGGUGUGAAUCUGUAAACUUAGACAGAUGUGUUAGAGGACAUAGUCUACUGCCAGUAUCCAAAUGAAAAACAAAGGUUUUGCUCUGCUAUUGAUCCUUCAAAUAGACUCUCAGAAGCACGCAAAGAUUGAACUGUUUUUGUUUGUUUAGUCUUUGUAUGUUCAUCUAGCUACUUUUUCUGUUCUACGUUUUCGAGAAUUACGGGUUUUCUAGGCUACUUAUUCUAUCAUGUAAUAAAACCCUCAACAGGACAUUGUCCUCUACUGCUACGACUACAGCUCAUCAGUUUACAAGGAUGGUGACUUCUACGGUAUUCUAAUUUGUAAACAACAGCCUCACAUGCCACCACACGCUGUCGCUGUGGUUACUUCCUAUAUGACCCCUCAGCCUCCACUGCGUCAAGCACACGGCCCACACUUAAAGUAGAUUUCAGAGUGUGUAAGCCUUUGGGAUUUCACUC
Sardina pilchardus (European sardine) is the source of this 3136-nucleotide messenger RNA. RefSeq lists its product as uncharacterized. The record is from RefSeq and is a predicted model, not a curated record. The coding region runs from base 3 to 632 and encodes 209 amino acids. NCBI's taxonomy places the organism in Eukaryota, Metazoa, Chordata, Actinopteri, Clupeiformes, Clupeidae. The transcript has 4 exons.